Messenger RNA from Pan troglodytes (chimpanzee), 1603 nucleotides. It is a transcript of the gene SCRN2, whose product is annotated as secernin 2. Lineage: Eukaryota; Metazoa; Chordata; Mammalia; Primates; Hominidae. The record is from RefSeq and is a predicted model, not a curated record. Bases 173 to 1450 code for a protein of 425 amino acids. Gene Ontology annotation, molecular function: dipeptidase activity; cysteine-type exopeptidase activity. Gene Ontology annotation, biological process: proteolysis. The transcript is spliced from 8 exons.
GCAGGCGCGCGCCCUGGUGGAAAACGGCGGAGCUGCAGGCUCCGUUCCGGCUCCGACCCCGAGGCCGAAGGCCUUCCAGGUCACCUGAGAGUCUCCGCCCAAUGGGGCGGCCCUGGCCAGAAGCGGAGGAGGUGGCACCCGGGACCGAGCUGGGGUCUUGGAGGGAGAGAGGAUGGCAUCGUCGAGCCCUGACUCCCCAUGUUCCUGCGACUGCUUUGUCUCCGUGCCCCCGGCCUCAGCCAUCCCGGCUGUGAUCUUUGCCAAGAACUCGGACCGACCCCGGGACGAGGUGCAGGAGGUGGUGUUUGUCCCCGCAGGCACUCACACUCCUGGGAGCCGGCUCCAGUGCACCUACAUUGAAGUGGAACAGGUGUCGAAGACGCACGCUGUGAUUCUGAGCCGUCCUUCUUGGCUAUGGGGGGCUGAGAUGGGCGCCAACGAGCAUGGUGUCUGCAUUGGCAACGAGGCUGUGUGGACGAAGGAGCCAGUUGGGGAGGGGGAAGCCCUGCUGGGCAUGGACCUACUCAGGCUGGCUUUGGAACGGAGCAGCUCUGCCCAGGAGGCCUUGCAUGUGAUCACAGGGUUACUGGAGCACUAUGGGCAGGGGGGCGGCUGCCUGGAGGAUGCUGCGCCAUUCUCCUACCAUAGCACCUUCCUGCUGGCUGACCGCACUGAGGCGUGGGUGCUGGAGACAGCUGGGAGGCUCUGGGCUGCACAGAGGAUCCAGGAGGGGGCCCGCAACAUCUCCAACCAGCUGAGCAUUGGCACGGACAUCUCGGCCCAACACCCGGAGCUGCGGACUCAUGCCCAGGCCAAGGGCUGGUGGGAUGGGCAGGGUGCCUUUGACUUUGCUCAGAUCUUCUCCCUGACCCAGCAGCCUGUGCGCAUGGAGGCUGCCAAGGCCCGCUUCCAGGCAGGGCGGGAGCUGCUGCGGCAAUGGCAAGGGGGCAUCACGGCAGAGGUGAUGAUGGGCAUCCUCAGAGACAAGGAGAGUGGUAUCUGUAUGGACUCGGGAGGCUUUCGCACCACGGCCAGCAUGGUGUCUGUCCUGCCCCAGGAUCCCACGCAGCCCUGCGUGCACUUUCUUACCGCCACGCCAGACCCAUCCAGGUCUGUGUUCAAACCUUUCAUCUUCGGGGUGGGGGUGGCCCAGGCCCCCCAGGUGCUGUCCCCCACUUUUGGAGCACAAGACCCUGUUCGGACCCUGCCCCGAUUCCAGACUCAGGUAGAUCGUCGGCAUACCCUCUACCGUGGACACCAGGCAGCCCUGGGGCUGAUGGAGAGAGAUCAGGAUCGGGGGCAGCAGCUCCAGCAGAAACAGCGGGAUCUGGAGCAGGAAGGCCUUGAGGCCACACAGGGGCUGCUGGCCGGCGAGUGGGCCUCACCCCUCUGGGAGCUGGGCAGCCUCUUCCAGGCCUUCGUGAAGAGGGAGAGCCAGGCUUAUGCGUAAGCUUCAUAGCUUCUGCUGGCCUGGGGUGGACCCAGGACCCCUGGGGCCUGGGUGCCCCGAGUGGUGGUGAAGUUGGAGCAAUCCCUUCACGCUCCUUGGCCAUGUUCUGAGCGGCCAGCUUGGCCUUUGCCUUAAUAAAUGUGCGUUAUUUUC